Molecule: messenger RNA, 2432 nt
Organism: Selaginella moellendorffii
Lineage: Eukaryota; Viridiplantae; Streptophyta; Lycopodiopsida; Selaginellales; Selaginellaceae
Product: pentatricopeptide repeat-containing protein At5g16860-like
Exons: 2
Coding region: 43-2316 (757 amino acids)
Biological process (GO): RNA modification
Molecular function (GO): protein binding; RNA binding
Source: RefSeq, a predicted model, not a curated record
GAUUUUGAAGCGUCGUAGGGCUCUUGCACAGUGGAACGAGCCAUGGAUUUAGCUGUGGCGCCAUCGACAAACUCGAAACCCAGCGAGCUUCCACAGUCACGAGAAAAGAAAACAACAGUGGCAGGAAAAUCCAUCUCCAGUUUCCUAGUAGCACUCAGGGAAUGCUCCAAUGCGAGGGACUUGAGAAGUGGAAAAAAUCUCCAUGUCGAGGCGAUCAACAAAGGCUGGAGCUCGACCACUUACGUAUCAAACAGCCUUGUCAACAUGUACGCAAAGUGUGGAAGCUUGGCCGAUGCUCGCGAGGUGUUCGACAAGAUGCAAACUCGCAGUGUGGUCUCUUGGAACUCCCUGGUGCUGGGAUACGUCGACAAUGGCGAGCCAAGAGUGGCGCUGGAGCUCUUUGAAAAGAUGCUAGCGGGGAGGAGAUGCGAGCCAAGCGCACUGACUUUCAUGGCGGCGCUCAAAGCUUGCGCGGCUAUGGCGGCCAGCGAGCACAGCCACAGGGUGGAAGGGAAGUCUCUCAAGCUUCGGUGCUUGGAGAUUGGCAUGGUGGUGUACUCUCGAGCCGCCAUGGCCGGUUUCGACACAGACAUCCUCGUCGCCACCACGCUCGUCAACAUGUUUGCAAAGUGUGGGAGCUUGGACGACGCUCGGAGGAUCUUCGACGCCAUGCCGAACCACAGCGUCGUCUCCUGGAACGCCAUGCUGCUUGGCUGCGUCGAGAAUGGUCGCGCGAAGCUGGCGCUUGAUUUGUUCUCCAGGAUGCUGCAAACCAAGACUCUCGCGAACUCGAGGACUUUCGUCGCCGCUUUCAAGGCUUGUGCUGCUCUAGCCGACGAAGAACAGGGCCGGGAACUCGAUGAUCGCAGUGGGAAGAUACUCAAGCUAAAGUCGCUGGAGACAGCCAUGGCGCUCCACCUGCUCGCCGCAAGCUCCCGCGCCUGCGACCUCUCCGCCAACUUGUUCGUGGUGAGCGGCUUGGUCGACAUGUACGCGAAGUCUGGCUGCAUGGAUCUCGCGCGCCGCCAGUUCGAUGCCUUCCAAGCUCGUCACGACGUGGUGUCAACCACGGCCUUGCUACUGGGAUACGCCGAGAACGGCGAGGAGGAGAGAGCGCUGGAUCUCUUCUCCAAACUCCCGGGAGACGUGGAGCCAGGCACGCCAACUUUCGUGGCGGCGAUCAAGGCGUGUACCGGCAUGGCGGCGAGGGAGGAGCCCCGGCAGCUCGGCAAGCUCGCGAUCAAAGCUCGGUCUCUCGAAACCGGCAUGGCGAUCCAUGCUCGACUGAUCGCCUCGCGGUUGCUCGAUCUGGACAAGUUCGCGGCGAGCAGCCUCGUGGACAUGUACGCGAAGUGUGGCAGCGCGCUCGACUCAGGGCGCGCUUUCGCCGCGAUCGAGCUUCCGGACACCGUCGCGUGGAACGCGCUCAUCCUCAGCUACGCGGACACCGGCGAGGAAUCCCUGGCGCUCGAAUCCCUCGCGCGGAUGGAGCUCGCCGCCGCGGAUCGCUGCUCGUGCCGCCCGGAUUCCAGGACCUACGCCGCCGCGCUCAAGGCCUGCGGCAAUCUGGCCUCGCUCGCGCAAUGCCGGAGGAUCCACUCGGCGCUUCUCCGGCGCGGCUUUCGCGAAGAACACGACGAGGUCCUCGCGAAUUGCCUGGUGGACGUGUACGGCAGGUGUGGCGGCAUGAGCGACGCGCGCCGGGUGUUUGACUCUAUGCCCGCCGCCGGUCUGGUGACGUGGAACACGCUCCUGGCUGGCUACGGCCGACAGGGGGACACCGACAUGGUGUUCCGGAGCUUGCGGAGCAUGUCGCGCGAGGGCGGGCACGCCGACACGGUGACGCUCACGUCGCUCCUGGCGGCGUGCAGCCACGCGGGGCUGGUGGGCAAGGCUCGCCAGAUCUUUGGAGCGAUCGCGACUGGCGGGGGAAACCAUGAUGGAGUGUUUAGCAGGAUCUCUCCGGAGAUCGGGCACUACCACGCGAUGAUCGACAUGCUGGGCAGGGCGAACGAGCUCGAGGAGGCGGCGGCGAUGGUGGCGGCGAUGCCAUUCCAGCCCAGCGCCGUGACGUGGAUGAUCCUGCUCAACGCGUGCGCGAAGUGGCGGAACGUCACGGUGGGGCGGCGGGCGUUUGAGUCGCUGGUACCGCUCGGUGGCGCCGCCGCCGCCGCCGCCGCGCACGUGCUAAUGUCCAACAUCUACGAGAGCGAGCCUCCUCUUGACACGUGGCAGCCCCAGCAGCUGCCAAGUGUUCUAGGGGUUAGUCGGACGUGGCCUUUAAAUAUCUGCCACGUCAUGGACACUUUGCCCUAAAAGCUCUGAUUCGUUUGCUGCCACCAUAUCGCCCCAGGGAGCACUAGCAAAAGGGACAACUCGUACCCAUUCGGAUUGUCACUUCACCGUCUCUUAAAUCUCUGCUCUCUUUUUCU